AUGAAGCGUAGACGAAAAAAGAAAUUAGUUUCAGUAACCAAUAAUUCUGAUCUUCCGGAGGCAAUAAUAGAACAAAUCUUGAGUUGUUUGCCAGUUAAAGCAUUGUUGAGAUUCAAAAGUGUAAGCAAAGAUUGGAAUUCCAUAAUUCUUGAUCAUCACUUUAUUUUCCUUCAUUCUGAAAAUUCAUCCUUGUUGAUUUACAACAAGUCUGAAAAUGAUGAAUUUGUCGUCUUAGAUGGAUGCAAAGGAUUACUUUUGGAGCAAAGUAUAGUUAAUAAUAAUAAUAAUUCGAGACUAUAUCGUAUAAGGAAUCCUGAAAUUGGCCAACUUGUUCAACUUCCCAACCCACAAAACAAUCCUAGUUUGCUCAUGACCCUUGAUUUUCUCCCAUCUAAGCAAGUUUUCAAGAUUCUUUCCAUUUAUAAAGACGAAAAUUCUCGAAAUUUGGGUUGUGAAAUUCUCACCAUUGGGAAUGAAAGUAGUUGUUUGUGGAGACUCCUGGAAUUACCAACCUGUCAAAACGUGGAGAAUGUGACAAAUUGUCACGUUUUUGUUACAUCUGAAGUUUCUUAUUGCAUUUGGGGAAUAAUCAACCAAACCGCUGCUAUAAAGAUUGAUAUAUUGGACAUGGAGAACGAGAUCUACAUUACUACUGCAACUUUACCUAGAGGUAAUUUUACUUCAAAAUUGGGCUUUGAUAAUUAUAUAGAAUGGAACGAAAAGGUCUCGUUUGGUAAAAUAGUAAACGAUGAGCUUCAUGUCUUGGUGUUAGACGAUUAUAAAACGAAUAAAUGGAUUGAAGAAAAACGGACCGUCAAGAUGAAAAACUUGAAAGAGGAAGAUGAACCAAUUGAAAUUCUCUCUGUCAAUGAUCUCGAGUUGUACUUUUUAUUACCAGAAAAGAAAAGUUUCUAUCGGUAUAAUUUUACUUCGGGGAAGGUAGAUAUUGUGUUGUCAGAUUACGACGAUUCUAAAGUUUUAGCUGUCUUUCAUUCUUCUUUGUAUACUUUAAAUGGAAUGCACUCUAUCUAA
Solanum verrucosum is the source of this 1032-nucleotide messenger RNA. RefSeq names its product putative F-box/kelch-repeat protein At1g12870. NCBI's taxonomy places the organism in Eukaryota, Viridiplantae, Streptophyta, Magnoliopsida, Solanales, Solanaceae. Bases 1 to 1032 code for a protein of 343 amino acids. The record is from RefSeq and is a predicted model, not a curated record. The transcript has a single exon. Gene Ontology annotation, molecular function: protein binding.